AUGGCCUUUCAGAUGCCCAACUUUCUCGCCCGACUCUUCCGACCCCUCUCCACCACCAGCAGAAUGUCCAUUACCGGCGACGCGACCAACGGUAUCGGCGGCGGCGGCGGCGGCCUCACCUCCCUGCCCGAGGGCGCCGAGAAGGCGACCGUGGCCGCUGGCUGCUUCUGGGGCGUUGAGCACCUCUACCGCAAGCACUUUGGCGGCAAGGGCCUGUACGAUGCGCGCGUCGGCUACAUUGGCGGCGACGUGAAUAACCCGACCUACCGCGCCGUAUGCCGAGGCGACACUGGACACGCCGAAGCCACCCAAAUCAUCUACGACCCAACCAAGAUCACCUACCAGCAGCUCCUCGAGUUCUUUUACCGCAUGCACGACCCGACCACGGCCAACAGCCAGGGGCCCGACGUGGGCUCGCAGUACCGGUCGGGCAUAUUCACCCACGGCCCGGAGCAGGAGCGCGUCGCCCGCGAGGUCACGGCCGCCGUCAACGACCAGUGGUGGAAGGGCCGCGUCGUCACAGAGGUCCUGCCCGCCGGCCGCUGGUGGGACGCCGAGGACUACCACCAGGAGUACCUGCACAAGAACCCCAGCGGCUACGAGUGCCCCAGUCACUUUCUCCGGUCCUUUCCUGACCUCAAGUGA
This is a messenger RNA of Pestalotiopsis fici W106-1, 645 nucleotides long. RefSeq lists its product as uncharacterized. Lineage: Eukaryota; Fungi; Ascomycota; Sordariomycetes; Amphisphaeriales; Sporocadaceae. The record is from RefSeq and is a predicted model, not a curated record. Gene Ontology annotation, molecular function: peptide-methionine (S)-S-oxide reductase activity. Bases 1 to 645 code for a protein of 214 amino acids. The transcript has 2 exons.